Messenger RNA from Lacerta agilis (Sand lizard), 1110 nucleotides. It is a transcript of the gene ZCCHC10, whose product is annotated as zinc finger CCHC-type containing 10. NCBI's taxonomy places the organism in Eukaryota, Metazoa, Chordata, Lepidosauria, Squamata, Lacertidae. The transcript has 4 exons. The record is from RefSeq and is a predicted model, not a curated record. Gene Ontology annotation, molecular function: nucleic acid binding; zinc ion binding. The coding region runs from base 110 to 637 and encodes 175 amino acids.
CGGCGUUCGCUCGACGGGCUGCUUGAGCCCGGCUCGUCCAAUAGGGCGGAUAAAGGGAGGGCGGCGUUCCCGGCAUGCAGCGUGCGCUAGUGCCCGGCCGGUGGCUAAGAUGGCGACUCCCAUGCACCGCCUUAUCGCUCGGAGACAGGCGGAAGCAAACAAGCAGCAUGUGAGAUGUCAGAAGUGUUUGGAAUUUGGACACUGGACCUAUGAAUGUACAGGGAAAAGAAAAUAUCUGCAUAGACCAUCAAGGACAACAGAGUUUAAAAAAGCACUUCAGGAAAAAGAGAAGCAACUAUUACAACAGAGCUCUGGAGAAUGCACUACAGACAGGAAGAGCAAGAAGAAGAGGUCUAAAAGUGUCACAAGUUCCAGCAGCAGCAGCAGCGCCAGCUCAGCCAGUGAGUCAUCAUCUGAGAGCGAAGAUUCCUCAUCCUCCUCUUCGGAUGACAGUGACAGUGAUGAAAGCACUUCCUCUUCCUCAUCAUCCCCCUCUUCAAGUAGUUCUUCCAGUUCUUCUGACUUUGAGACAGAUUCUAGUUCCUCCAGCAGUAGCAGCAGCAGCAGCACAGACAGCAGCACGGAUGAUGAGCCGCCAAAGAAAAAGAAGAAGAAAAGUAAUCUGGUGCAGUGUUAGGACUCUGGUGUUGAUGAACGAUUAGCAUCUGAAAUGCUUAAUGGCCAAACGAAACUAACAGGUCGAUUUUUACAAUUGAUUUCUUUUUUUUGUGUUUUACAUAGUAGUUGAUAGGACAUAAACCGUUAAAUGGCAAGUAACGCUUAUUGAAAGAGUAUUUUUGUGGAUUAUUGUUUAAUAGGAAAUGCUACUUUCCCCCCCUUAGUUUUUAAAGAAAUCUAUCAAAUGUUUAUAUGAGCUAAGGUCCAGUCACCCUGAUGUUUACAUGCCAGCAAGCAAAACACAUUUAUUUGAACCAUCCUGUUAUGUUAUAAGCAACCAAUGUCCAUACCAAUGUACUUCAUGUGAAAAGCAAGAUAGGAAGAUAAAGGGUGCAAAGUUUCUAUUUCAGUUGGCUGAUAUGUCAAAGCCAUAUUCAAUCUCCACUAACAGUUAAAAGGGAUGGGUGGGUGAUACUGCCUUCAGCACAAGUG